ACGGGGGAGAAGGCUGUCCUUGUGAGAAAGCCGGAGACCCACCGCGAAAGGAGAGGCGCGGGCCCCGUCAGUGGGGUUCAUUGAGGUGACGGAGUCCACCGCUUCCCCUCAGUACAACCAGUUCUGAGACAUCUGGGAUUUGGGGCUUGCAAGCAUAGUGUCCCGUUCAGAUGUUCAGUACUGCUGCACAGCGUAAAUAUGGCAGAGUUUCUAGAACUUGAGGGAACAAUAAACUGGAAAGAAAGAUGUAUAGCUCUGGAGUCCCAGCUGAUAAAAUUCCGCCUCCAAGCAAGCAAAAUUAGAGAGUUGUUGGCAGAGAAGAUGCAGCAACUUGAAAAGCAAGUUAUUGAUGCAGAUCGACAAGCAGAAAAAGCUUUUCAGCAGGUGCAGAUCAUGGAGGAGAAAUUAAAAGCUGCUAAUGUCCAAACCAGUGAGUCAGAGACAAGACUGUAUAAGAGGUGUCAAGAUCUGGAGACUCUGGUGCAGGAGAAAGAUAACAUUAUACAUAAUUUGGAACAACAGCUUGUAGAGCAGAGGCAAAUACGAAUACAAGAAGCAAAAAUUAUAGAAGAAAAAGCAGCUAAGAUAAAGGAAUGGGUGACUGUCAAGCUCCAUGAGCUAGAACUGGAAAAUCAGAACCUUCGCAUGAUCAAUCAAAACCAAACUGAAGAGAUGAGAAUAUUACAGACUAAAUUGCAAGACCUUCAGGGAAAGAAAUCUGUUCCUUCAGCACAAAAACCUGGAGAAGGCCAGCGACUGAGCAGUUUGACUUUUGGAUGCUUCCUAAAUAGAGCAAGAAGUCCUCAGCAAGUUCCUAAGCCUGAAGAUAAAAGAAGUUCCUCAUUGAAGCAAGCUGAACUAAGUGAAAGCAACGGCAGUCUAGAGAAAGAAAUCCAGGAAACAUCUCUUGUUGGCCAAAUGUAUGGGAGUAAUAGAGGUUUGAAGUCUCUACAGCAAAGUUCUUGUAUGCCAGAACAAAGACAGGCAGUGAAAUCAAAAGAUCUAGAUAGUAACGUAUCAAAGAACUCUUGCAUUAAAGUAAGUGACUGGAGUUCUGAUGAGGAGGAAGGAGAGCAAGGAAGAUCUAAAUCCAGGCAUGUAUCUACUGUUUCAAGUCACACAUCUGAAGAAGGCACAGGCUAUAGCAGAAUUGGAAGUGAAAUGUAUUUAACAGCAUCAGAUGACAGCAGUUCUUUUUUGGAAGAAGAGAGCUUCCAAGCUCAGGGAAACAUACACAAAAAACUAUAUUCCUGGCAACAAGAGUCUCCAUGGAAAAGCCAGAAUCAUCUAAUUGGAAAGAGCAAGUUGGAAUCCUUCAGUGAAAAGAAAGAUCAUGAUAACUUUUCAGAUGAAUUGAAUAAGAGAUUUCAGUCCCACAGGCUAGAUUAUUCCUCCUCCUCUAGUGAGGCAAAUACUCCAAGUCCAAUUCUAACACCAGCUCUAGUUCCUAAGCAUCCAACACUGAUGCUGGCAGCAGGCUGUCUGUCUGGCAGACAACUUGAGUUUCCAUCUAAUCUGCCACCUCCAAAGCUGAGGACUCCUAGCGUCUUUACUUUAAGUACAGCCUUGGCAAAAAAACAUUUUAGUCAGCCUCCAUUUUGUUCAGAUAAAAUGUUUGGCAGAAACAGAAAUGCUAUAAGCAUGAUACGUCCUUUUAAGCCUCAGGAAACAGACAUUGAUCAAGUGGAUGGGGAAAGUACAGAUGUUUUGGAGAAGAUGGAGAUUAGUUGUAAUAAGGAAUUUUUUACCUAUGACUCCAGUGAGACUCAUUGUGCAGAAGCCUUGGACUCUAAUGAUGCAAGGAAAACUACAAGCAACAAGCCUCCUACUCCUCCACUGCAUCGAUUCCCUUCUUGGGAAAGCAGAAUUUAUGCUGUAGCCAAGUCGGGCUUACGGUUUUCUGAGGCCUUCAACGUGGACUCCUUCAAUAAAAGUUCCACUUCUUCAACUUCAUAUUCCCCAUCAGGACUCUACACAUCACUAAUAUACAAGAACGUGACUACACCAGUCUAUACAACUCUUAAAGGGAAAGCAACACAAAUCAGCAACAACCCAUUCUUAGAUGACUCUUCUGGGUCUGAAGAAGAAGACAGUUCCCGAUCCAGUUCACGGACAUCUGAAUCAGAUACUCGAAGCAGAAGUGGUCCAGGUAGUCCACGGGCUAUGAAACGAGGUGUCUCUCUAUCUUCAGUGACCUCAGAAGGUGACUAUGCCAUUCCUCCUGAUGCCUACUCAACUGAUACAGAUUACUUGGAACCAGAACAGAAAUUGCUUAAAACCUGCUCUUCAUCUAGUGAUAAUGGAAAAAAUGAGCCAUUGGAAAAAUCUGGAUAUUUGUUAAAAAUGGGUGGUAAAGUAAAGACUUGGAAACGACGGUGGUUUGUACUGAAAGGAGGUGAAUUACUGUACUACAAAUCUCCGAGUGAUGUAAUACGGAAACCCCAAGGUCAAAUUGAACUAAGUGCAUCCAGCCGUAUCGUAAGGGGUGAUGGAAAGCAAACAGUUCAGCUGACUACUGAAAAGCGAACCUAUUACUUGACUGCAGAUUCCCCAAAUAUAUUAGAAGAAUGGAUCAAAGUACUUCAGAAUGUUCUUAAAGUACAGGCUGCAAGUCCACUUUUCAUUCAACCAGAAGUCAAACCUGUCAUGAAAGGCUUACUUACCAAGGUGAAACAUGGAUAUUCUAAGAGAGUGUGGUGUAUGUUGGUUGGGAAAACUUUGUACUAUUUCCGUAGCCAAGAAGAUAAGUUUCCUUUGGGCCAGAUACAGCUUUGGGAGGCUAAAGUUGAAGAAGUUGACCGGUCCUGUGAUUCCGAUGAAGAUUAUGAGGCCAGUGGCCGUAGCCUAUUAUCAACACAUUAUACAAUUGUCAUCCAUCCUAAAGAACAAGGUCCCACUUACCUUCUUAUAGGAUCCAAACAUGAGAAGGGCACUUGGCUCUAUCACCUGACAGUAGCUGCUGGAAGCACAAAUAUAAAUGUGGGAACAGAGUUUGAACAACUCGUCUGCAAAUUGUUAAAUAUUGAAGGGGAACCUACUUCUCAGAUCUGGAGGCACCCUGCUGUUUGUCACAGCAAAGAUGGGAUUACGUCUCCCCUUACAACCCUCCCAUCUGAGGCAUUGCAAACAGAAGCUAUAAAAUUAUUUAAGACUUGCCGGUUGUUUAUAAAUGCUGCAGUGGACUCCCCUGCCAUUGAUUACCAUGUAUCUUUGGCCCAAAGUGCUUUACAAGUCUGUCUCACACAUCCAGAGCUUCAAAAUGAAAUCUGUUGCCAGUUGGUUAAGCAGACAAGAAGAAGGCAGCCCCCAAAUCAUAUAGGACCAGUUCAGGCCUGGCAGCUUUUAGCACUCUGCGUUGGACUAUUCCUUCCACAGCAUCCAUUCCUUUGGCUCAUCAGACUUCACUUGAAGAAGAAUGCAGAUUCUAGGACUGAAUUUGGCAAGUAUGCAAUUUAUUGUCAACGGUGUGUAGAAAGGACACAACAGAAUGGUGACAGGGAAGCCAGACCAUCAAGAAUGGAAAUUCUUUCAACGCUUCUAAGAAAUCCCUACCAUCAUUCCUUACCCUUUAGUAUUCCAGUGCAUUUCAUGAAUGGCAUAUACCAGGUAGUUGGGUUUGAUGCUUCCACCACAGUGGAAGAAUUUCUAAACACGCUCAAUCAAGACACAGGAAUGAGGAAACCAGCCCAGUCAGGUUUUGCUUUGUUUACUGAUGACCCUUCUGGCAAAGAUGUAGAACACUGUCUUCAAGGGAACAUCAAGAUCUGUGACAUUAUUUCCAGAUGGGAACAGGCAUCCAAAGAGCAGCAACCUGGAAAAUGUGAAGGCACAAGAACAGUGAGACUUACUUACAAAAACAGACUCUAUUUUUCACUUCAAAUUCGUGGAGAGACAGAACGGGAAAAGCUGCUGUUAAUGUAUCAGACAAAUGAUCAGAUUGUAAAUGGGCUUUUCCCUGUAAACAAAGAGCUGGCCCUAGAACUGGCAGCACUCCUGGCACAGGUGGAGAUUGGGGACUUUGAACGACCUUUCUCCACUCCAACAGGGCAAGUCACUUCCCAUUCAAAAUCUAAUCAAACAUUAAAACAAGCUGUGGAAAAAUUUUACCCCAAAAGAUAUAGGGAAGGCUAUUCAGAAGAACAAUUGAGACAGCUUUACCAGCGAUUUUCGACAAAAUGGAUGGCUCUCCGUGGUCACAGUGCUACAGAUUGCAUGCGCAUUUACCUUGCUGUUGCUCGAAAGUGGCCUUUCUUUGGUGCCAAAUUAUUUGCAGCAAAACCUGUGAUAAUAUCAGCACUGGAGAGUACUUUGGUAUGGCUUGCUGUUUAUGAAGAUGGCAUAAACAUUCUUGAAUACAGCUCUAUGAGGUUAAUAGUGACAUAUUUAUACAAAAAUCUAAUGACCUUUGGAGGCUUUCAAGAUGACUUUAUGCUGGUGGUUAACAAUGUGUACACACAAGAAAAGCCAACUGAAAAGUUGUUGUUUGCUAUGGACAAACCAAAGAUUCUUGAGAUUACUCUGCUGAUUGCCAGUUAUAUUAACAAUUUCCAUCAGCAAAAGGGAGCUGCUCACCACCUUUCUGCUGCAGCAACGCUGUCUUCACAGGCUGAAAGACAAAAAACUAAAGACGUAGGAUGUCAUCCAUUUUUGUUGAAAAACAGACCAACCAAAGGACCUACUUUGUUAUGAAAAUAUCAUAUACCUGUGAAAAGGCAUACUAGCUGCAUGUUUGUGUAUGUUGGGUGGCUACAUUAGAAAAAGAAAUAGUCUAAUUUCACUUAAAUGAAAUACUAGCGGUACCUCCAAUGAGCCAUUUCUGCUGUCAAGUGACCUCCUUUUUCUGAAUGACUCCUGGGGCACCCAAAGUACCAGGAAAACCAAACAUAUGGAUAUGUUCUCUGUAUGCACCUGUCUGGCUAGGCAGAAGAAACACUGUGAAUCUGGUAAAUAAGUAAUUAGUAGUAAAAGAUAUAAUGCAUUGGAUGCCAAUAGUUUCAAACAUACCCUCCCCAUUCUCCACUUCCUUUGUUAUCCUUUUUAGCUUUCCUAACUUGUUCCUGGAAUGAGAACAUCUAAAGAAAACUUUUAAUUAAGCUGUGUCAGUUUUGCAAUGAGUCAGAUAGCAAAUCAGAUUGUUGGAGAAUUUCACAACACUGAAUUUUGGUGGUCCUCAGGAACCCUGGAGGAAGUACGCUAAACACCGCUACCCAGCACUGUCUCCAUGCAGGUGUAGGAUUGGCAAUAAUGUGUACUAGGUGUCCCCUGGCUCUUUAGAAAUCUUACAUGAGGCCUUGUGUUCUGCUGAUCAGGCUAACUUGUAUUAAGCUAUUAACCAUUCUAGGAUCCCUAGGGCUCCUACUACAUACGCUAACAUGCUAAGCCUUAUGUCCCAUAUCUAUCUAAUGGCAAAAAAUAUAUACCUAUCUAGUAGCAAACUGGAAAAAAUAUAAAACCCUGCAAGAUGACAACAGCUCUGUUUGGGGGCAAAAUUGCCGCAAUCAAAGCAUUCCAGGAAGACAUUCAAUAUCCCAUUAAAUUUGUGCAAGGCAUGUAUGUAUAUGACAUUUGCUCUUGAGGUAGCUAUUUUUACGCUCUUUACUUGCCUGGGAUCUUAUAGUGAAGGGCAGGUAAAAAAAUCAGAAUAAUAAUAAUAAUAACGUUGUUGGAUCUCUGCUACCCAAUUGUGAGUUUCAGAGGGAGCAGGAUUUCCAAUUUGCUAGUUACCAAUGAAGGUAGCAUGUUGAAUCUAAACAAUGUGCUUUAGGACCAGGAUGUAACCAAGUACAAAGUGGACAAAGGAGAAUUCAUAGACUCUGCUUGGUGCAAGGCUGAUUCUUUGAUAUUGUUUCAAAAAUGCAUAGUUAACUCCAGUACAUGUGACUAAAAGCAGAUUCUACACUCCCCACAUCAGCUGAAAGUCAUUGAAUAAUAAGUAAUCAACUGUCAUAUCUGGUGAUCAGGAGUGUAGUUGUCCAGGGUUUCAGGGGGGGUCUUAGACCGCUUACUUUUUUGGGAGCACCGUCCCAAUGUCUCCAGCAUCCUACAAGCCAAUCAGCAUGAACAGGGAGUAUAUUAGCCAGUGAGAGGAGCCUUCUAACAUGCUUCCUUAUCCUUUCAUGCUGAUUGGAGUGCAAGGAGGUGAGUCAGCCACUGAGAAGACUCUUCGUAGUAGCUAACACUUUACCCUUUUAUGCUGAUUGACUCCUAGGGAUGUCUCCAUGGAUCCCAUUCUCAACCCAGCAGCAAAACGGGGGGAGGGGUGUGCCUGUGACUAUAAUGAAGGGACCCUGCAUUUCUGAAUUUGUAGCUACACUACUGCUGGUGAUGUUCUUUCAUGCAUGAAUCAGGACUAGGUGACAUAUAACUUGUCUUAACUGCCUUAUUGAAAACUUACUGAGUGUUUAAAGUCCUGAUAAAAUUUAACUUUAUCCCCAAAUAGAUCUCCCUCUAACUUUUCCAUUAACUCUCUUUACUUUGUGCAUCUAGUCUCUUAGAUUGGAAGCAAGGGUUCAGCUUCUGAUUUAUGUACAGUUCCCGUAGUCACUGUAAAAUACAAAUAUUGUGUUCAAGCUGAUGGAAGGUGUUAAGAUUAUUAUACACAUGCAAAUUAUAACUUGAUGCUGCAGUCAUUAAGUGAUGGUAUGUGUAUGUGAAUUCAACCUUUCAUUUAAACAAAAGACAAAUCUCUCUGGCCAGGUUGGAGUAUUUAGGUUAAAAUAGAAAAGUUAUAAUCACCAGUGGUUUAAAUCACUAAUUUAUAUUGUCAGGUGUAAUCUACAGAUCUAUCAAUUUUCCGCUAAUACUAGUUAUCAAAGUCUCUCACUCCCCUCCACUUAUAAACAUGAUGUUUUUAUUAAAUUUAAUAUGAGGCCUCUGCCUUUUAAUGAGCCAGAGGAGAAGUUUACACAUAUGGAUAGGAGCAAAUAAUGUAGGUUAAUUAACUGUAAAAAAAAAAAACACCAGAGCCAGACCUAGCAACUGUACCUCUGUAGGUAGUCUACUACCAUCCUGUAAUUGCAGAUCCAGGCUGUUAUCCUAUACACACAACAAUUGAGUAGAUAUGCAUAGGUUUGCAGUGUUAACCCACUUAAAUCAUUUGUUUGCUAGUGUUGUAAAUAAUAAGCUAAAGGAGAUUCUCAGAUGUACAGUGAAGGAGGUACUUCUGAGAUGGUGAUAACCUGCAUGUGGAGAUUUUACCAGCACAUGUUGAGCCACUUGUGCAAAAUAACCCCCACUGUUAAAAACUUCAGUUACCAUAUUAGAAGAAACAAUACAUAACUUUACAACUAACACUUUUUGUAGUUUUGCAUGCAAGGACUGUUUGAAGUUAAAAUGAGGUAGAUCUCUCCAUAUGCAGGCUUUUCCACCUCUGAAAUAAGUAUGUAGAUGCCAGGGAAAGUUUGAGAAAUGUUUUUAAUUUAACUGUUUAGUAACUGCAAACAACGAGGUACAACCUAAGUUGCUAAAGCAGUAGAAAGGUUAGAUCAGCAUCUUCAGGCGUAGCUGCUCAUUGCUGGCAGGCCUGUGUAUAAUUCUUUUAAUGCUGGAAAAUGAAAAUAUAGAGAAAUAUUUAAUUUUAAAAUAUCUGUAUGUAUUCAAGGUUUGCAGCAUACAUAAAAAAAUCUGCAUUAGUCAUCGUGUUUGCUGCUUGUCUCAAUGUAUGUUCAUAGUGAUUCCUUAGUACAACUUUUAGACUGCAAAACAGGAUGUAAGAUUUCAUUUACAGUAGUUUUAAAUUAAGAGUAAGCUGAGAUCAAUCACUCUGAUCCAGCAAAGGGGAUCUAAAUGCAUAAGCAGGCUUCUGUGUGUGUAUCACUUACUGAAUUAGGAAUCACUAAUGUCAGCUGGGUGCACAGUACAGUCAAUCAUCUACACGAUGUGCCUAUCCCUACUGCAUUGAUUUCAGUGGGAUAUGCACACAUCCCCAUCUACAUUCUCAUGGAAUUAGUCUCACAUACACAACAUUUUUCACAAGUAACUAGAGUUGGUUUGAGGGAUCUUUAACAGCAAUGUUACAGGAAAACCAUUUAUGUAAAGAUAUUAAAUUGUAUGGGUCCACGUUUGUAAUCCACAAAUGGUGGGCUCCUACUGGGAGAAAUGGCGGGAUAUAAACCUAAUAAAUAAUAAUAAUGAAUUGCUGAAAAAUAACUGCGUUUGUUGAAUUACGUUUAGUAAAGAAAUACUUUAAUAGAACUGGUACUAAAAAAAUAAUUAUAGGACAUUAAUUUAUGUGUAAUAUUUGUAUUUAUUUUUUAUAUUUAGUUGCUUUUUUGUAUAAGGUAUUUGUAUAUGACUGUAAACCACCUAACAAAUAA
Rhineura floridana is the source of this 8315-nucleotide messenger RNA. RefSeq names its product pleckstrin homology, MyTH4 and FERM domain containing H2 (gene PLEKHH2). Gene Ontology annotation, cellular component: cytoplasm; cytoskeleton. Bases 199 to 4689 code for a protein of 1496 amino acids. NCBI's taxonomy places the organism in Eukaryota, Metazoa, Chordata, Lepidosauria, Squamata, Rhineuridae. The transcript has 31 exons. Gene Ontology annotation, biological process: negative regulation of actin filament depolymerization. Gene Ontology annotation, molecular function: actin binding. The record is from RefSeq and is a predicted model, not a curated record.